Molecule: messenger RNA, 1221 nt
Organism: Penicillium griseofulvum
Lineage: Eukaryota; Fungi; Ascomycota; Eurotiomycetes; Eurotiales; Aspergillaceae
Product: Major facilitator superfamily domain, general substrate transporter
Exons: 1
Coding region: 1-1221 (406 amino acids)
Biological process (GO): transmembrane transport
Molecular function (GO): transmembrane transporter activity
Source: RefSeq, a predicted model, not a curated record
AUGUUUAUCGGCGACUUUGCAGACAGAACAGGCCGUCGACCAGCCUAUAUCAUUUGUUUUAUUAUUUACAUCGCGUCGAACAUCGGACUGGCUUUGCAGGACAGCUAUGCUGCUCUCAUUAUAUUGCGAUGCUUGCAGAGUUCUGGGAUCAGCAGCAGUGUAGCACUCUCUGCAGCUACUGUGGCUGAUAUCAGCACAAAACAGGAACGAGGAUCGAUGAUGGGGUUUGUGAUGGCUGGAAAUUUCAUGGGGCCCGCCAUUGGUCCCAUUAUUGGAGGACUUUUAGCUCAAUAUUUGGGCUGGCGAUCGAUUUUCUGGUUCCUGACCAUCGCCUCCGGCGUCUUCUUGUUACCUCUCCUUCUAUUUCUCCCCGAAACUGCCCGAAACGUCGUUGGCGACGGCUCAUUCCCUGCACAGCCGUGGAAUCGGCCUUUGGUUUACUUGUUCUCUCGCCAAAAUGGGAACAGCCAGUAUCGCUCCGACAAGGAUAGUGUUGAUCGACCUCACAGCAGCGAUUCGCCAAAGAAAAUUAUCGACCACAAACUCCAAUUCCCCAACCCAUUGAAACCUUUGAUACUGGUGUUUCAUCCAAACUCAAUCAUCAUUCUCUUGGUAACGGGAAUCAUCAUGGGUGGGAACAUGACGGUUCUCUCUUCUAUCACGGAGAUAUACACGGCGCAGUACAGCCUGGACGAGCUUGAGAUCGGUCUAUGCUAUAUCUCGCUAGGCACUGGGUCCAUCGUGGCUUCGGUUGUUACAGGGCGCCUACUGGACUGGAACUAUCGACGCAUGGCUGCCAAAAGAGCCACUGAUUUCACUACAUCCGAACAAGAUACACCCGAGGACUCGAUCUCUAUCGAGAAGGCCCGUAGUAUGAUUACUAUUCCCCUCGUUGUCCUCGGUAGUGUCACCGUGCUAGCGUUUGGCUGGGCACUCAAAUACGGCGCGCCUCUUGCGGCUCCGGAGGUGCUUCUGUUCUUCAUCGGCGUAGGACAGACUGGGGGGUUUAUCUCCACCUCCACUCUGCUGGUCGAUCUACACACCGCCAACCCGGCUGCUGCUACUGCUGCCAAUAACAUGGUGCGGUCUUUUUUCUCGGCUGCAGCCUCGGCUGCCAUCGAUCCUAUGUUGACCGCAAUGGGUCGGGGAUGGACAUUCACGCUGGUUGCAUUCAUCUUGUUAGCAACAAUCCCAUUCCUGUUGUUACUAUGUGGAACGUAG